ACCGCAGCCGACCGUCCCUCUUUCACCGGACCAAGGCCGGCUCCACUGCAGACGACGGGCGGCUAGUGCGCAUGCGCGGACAGCAGAGGCCGUGUAUAUAAGGUGAGCGGCGAGUGUGGACGGCAGAGUCAAACCGUCUCAGUUCCUUUUUCCACUUCUCCCAGUGACGUCAUGGCGAUGAGACUGAUCAGUGUGCUGGCGUGUGUGGCUGCGGCCACGGCCAGCCAUCCUCCCCCGUACGGACACCCAGCGCCCCAAUAUGGAGGCUACCAGCAGCAGCACUACUGCGACCCGACGGCGGCGCCGGCCUGCGCGGCCAACUCGUCCCUCACCUACUGCCUCGAGGACGCCGAGUACCCGGCCUACGAGAUCAAGGCGGCCAUCUCGCAGGACCACCUGUUCGCCAAAAAGUACGCCGACAUCGGCACCCAGUCGGCCGACGACCUGGUCGACGGCCUGAGCGCCGAGCAGGAGUCGGCCUUCGACUACGGCUACUACACGGGCUCGUCCAAGGGCGACAGUCCGUACGACGUGACCCACUGGGCUGGUCCGGCCGGCUACAUCUGCCCCAGUGACGUGGCCUACGCGCAGCCGCGCCGCGCCCAGAACGUGGCCGGCGAGUGGCGCGUCAUCGUCAACGACGUGCACUACUACACGCAGACGGCCCGGCUGGAGACGUGCCUGCACCCGGACGCCGCCUGCCGCGCGCUGGCGCCCUGCUACAAGAGCAAGUGCACCCAGAAGUACAUCUACCACCGCAUGCUCUCGUACGACCCGUGCGACCCGUACAAGGGCCUGUUCAUCGACAUCUACCGGCUGCCGGCCGCCUGCAGCUGCCACGUGCCCGCCCUCUGAUUGGCUCACGCCGCCGCUGACGUCACUGACCUCUGGCCGGUCACGUGACUGGCGAAGAGCAGCGAGCGCCACUGCUGAUGAGCCCAGCGGCCAGUCCGGCUGAGAUCUGCUCCCCCCAGAGACUGCCGCCGUGCCGCCGGCCGAGACACCGCAGCUCGAGCCGCUGGGUUUGUAUGUCUGUGUGUGCGCGCGCGCCGCUCACCGCCCGUGUGUGAAGGCCCUCUGUCCCUCUGUCCCUCUGUCUUUCUGCUGUCCUAUCCCUCAGCUGAGGAAACAUGUAAACAAAAAUACGCAAUAAAAACAGCAUAACAGAA
This is a messenger RNA of Amphibalanus amphitrite, 1169 nucleotides long. Its product is annotated as neurotrophin 1-like. Lineage: Eukaryota; Metazoa; Arthropoda; Thecostraca; Balanomorpha; Balanidae. Gene Ontology annotation, molecular function: growth factor activity; Toll binding. The record is from RefSeq and is a predicted model, not a curated record. Gene Ontology annotation, biological process: regulation of Toll signaling pathway; central nervous system formation; innate immune response. The coding region runs from base 172 to 855 and encodes 227 amino acids. The transcript has 3 exons. Gene Ontology annotation, cellular component: extracellular region.